GUGGUCCACUGGCGGACUUGCCCGGACAUGCCGACUGCGCUUUAGUAGACUUUGCUUCCGGGAUUGACACGUGGGAAGCCGGCUGGUGGAGGAUGCAUUCUAGCAGCAAACAUCUCCUAGGAGGGAUGCAGCCAGCAAAAAGGGACCAGGAAGAAGGGACUAGUUUAGGGGUAGAUGACCAGCUUCUCAAAUGCCCCCGCCAUAAAUGGGAUCCGGGCCAGUCUCUCAAUAAAGCUUCCCCAUGUGCUGAAGCUGGUCGACAGAAUAGAAGAAAGUCCAGAAAACACCAGCGUUGUAUGGCACGCAGAAUGCUGGAAUGGAAGGAGGUGCUGAGGCACACAUUGGAGGAAGAGACCCUGAGCAUGGCAUUGGACUCCUCCAAGACCUGCAGAAUACAAGGCCAGGAAGUCAGCCAAUUGACCAAGGAGGAGAGAGAGAAGGAACUUCAUACACUCUGUCCAGCAAUGUCAGUUCCAUCAGCAGGAACAACCAAGCAAUAUUCAUCUUCCCAACACCUUAUAAAUGCGGUAUCCUUUCCCUGCAGCUCUGCUGCAGAUGCAAAUUCUUUCUGUUAUCUGAAAUGCAAGUCUAAGAAGCCAGUGGCCAUAGACUGCGAAAUGGUGGGCACAGGUCCUGGUGGGAAAGUGAGUGAGUUGGCUCGGUGUUCAGUGGUGAACUACGAUGGUGAUGUGAUCUAUGACAAGUACAUCCAGCCACAGCUUCCAGUUGUGGAUUAUAGGACUCGCUGGAGUGGGAUCACCCGGCGGCACUUGGAGAAGGCAACUCCUUUUGUGACGGCACGGGCAGAGAUCCUGCAGAUUUUAAAAGACAAAAUUGUGGUGGGACAUGCCAUUCACAACGACUUCCGAGCCCUGAAGUAUUUCCAUCCCCAAGAAUGGACACGUGACACUAGCCGGAGCCCUCUCCGGAAAGGGAAAGGGGGGCUGCUGCUGAAAACUGGUGUCUCUCUCAAGAGCUUAGCUAAGAAGUUUCUACAUAAACAGAUUCAGGUGAGCAGAGAGGGGCACUCAUCAGUAGAAGAUGCUCAGACCUCUAUGGAACUCUACAGAUUGGUGGAGAUGCAGUGGGAGAAGGACAUGACUGGCCAACUCUCCACAAGUCCUUCCAGCAGCCCUCUAGAUAAUUGCACUGAUAAUGACCACUACAUGGACGAUCAGUAUUGGCCUGAGGAUCUCAACUUGGACUGCAAAUGAAGGCGCCCUCUUGAGGGAAGAGCUUGCUUUGGUGCUUAAGAGAGACCUGUUUAAAACUCUGCUCUGGACAGUUGCUUUGGGAGCUGUGGAUUAAGCUUCAGGACUUGGUUCUCAUAAGCUUGGUACCACUGUAGUCAUUUUGAGAGGAUAGAUAGAUUUGAUCCUGACAAUAUUCCAGCUCCCUCUGGCUAGAGUAGCCCAAGCUAGCCAGGUCUCCAAAACGAAGCAGGGUUGGCCCUGGUUAGUACUUGGAUGGGAGACCUCCAAGGGAUACCAGGGUUGUGGUGUGGAGGCAGGCAGUGGCCAACUACCUCUGAUAGUCUCUUGCUUUGGAAACCUUACAGGGUUGCCAACAGUCAGCUGUGACUAGCACUUUCCACCACGUCGUAUUGCAUUGUUCAUUGAGUGUCUUCUCCUAUCAAUUGUAUGGACUCGCUCUUGUGAAAUCUGCCUCCGAUCCAAGUAAAAACAGCGGACAAUAAAUAAACAAAUACUAUCUGAA
Messenger RNA from Heteronotia binoei (common prickly gecko), 1716 nucleotides. Its product is annotated as apoptosis-enhancing nuclease-like. NCBI's taxonomy places the organism in Eukaryota, Metazoa, Chordata, Lepidosauria, Squamata, Gekkonidae. The record is from RefSeq and is a predicted model, not a curated record. Gene Ontology annotation, molecular function: exonuclease activity; nucleic acid binding. The coding region runs from base 93 to 1214 and encodes 373 amino acids. The transcript is spliced from 4 exons. Gene Ontology annotation, cellular component: nucleus.